Molecule: messenger RNA, 2319 nt
Organism: Dalotia coriaria
Lineage: Eukaryota; Metazoa; Arthropoda; Insecta; Coleoptera; Staphylinidae
Product: FAS-associated factor 1-like
Exons: 11
Coding region: 134-2134 (666 amino acids)
Cellular component (GO): endoplasmic reticulum; nucleus
Molecular function (GO): ubiquitin binding
Source: RefSeq, a predicted model, not a curated record
ACAUCACUUUACAUGCACUCGUAUUCCUACACAUACAUAUUCUGUUUUUCUACAUUUGCAUUUGCUCGCGCUGUACUCGCAAAAAGCAGCAUUUUGCGUGAGAAGUACUUAAAGCAACGUUCAUAAUCUAAUCAUGUCCGAAAAUCGUGAAGAAAUACUGGCUGAUUUUCAGGCCUGCACUGGCAUUGAAGAUGUGGCCGAGGCAAUUUACGUUCUGGAUGAGACCAACUGGGAUCUUGUGCGAGCUGUUAACAAAGUGAUGCCUCAAGACACUCAAUCAUUCCAAUCAAUUCAAGGCAACAAUGUGGAUAUGGCCCCUGAAGUUAUUGAGAUUCCAUCAAGUCCAAUUGAAUCAGCAGCUGAGAGUGUCUCAGCACAUGCUACCACACCAGCAAUGGUUAGAAGCAUGCCAAUAUUGGACACACAGUAUGCUCAUAUGAAUUCACAGCCAUCAACAUCAUCAGUGCACUCCAAUACCAAUGGCUCAAAAAUUAUCAAGUUUAAUAUAUCUUACUGUGAUCGUAUAAUACCUAUAGAGGUACCAGAUACAGGCACAGUUGCUGAUAUUAAGAAGAAACUGAACAAAGAGAUAAAGGUUGCUCCAUGCAGGCAAUUGUUGUCUGGCUGGGCUAGAUUGCCACAAUAUGCUAAUACCCCUUUGGUAGAAUUGUCUUUGCCGGCAUUUAAUUCUUUACAGUUGACUGUUACAAAUGUAACUGGUCUUGCACAAGAUGAUGAAAUCACCGACCGAUUACGCGGAAAUUAUAUAUUAAAAAUCCGCGAUGAGAACGCCGACAAAAACUAUACUUUGAACUAUCCAGGAACAAAAACUAUUCUAGAUGUGAAAGUGGACUUGCAUUCUUUAACAAAUAUACAAGUCCGUAAUCAAAUGUGGAGUGGCUGGCCGCCUAAUAUUGACGACCAGACUGUGCUUGCAUUAUCCGGAAUAAAUUACCCUGAACACGAUUUAAUUUUGCGUCAGGCUACAUCUAGCAUGGGCAAUAGAAGUGAAACUCGGCCAAAGAACGAUGUGGUUGUGGUUCCAGAUAGUGAUGAGGAAGAAUUUGAAGAUGCGUCGGAAUCGUUCAAUGUGGAAGAUGAUUGUUUCAUGGAUAAUGUCGCUAGUAAACGGCCUGAGCCAUUAAUUCCUAAAGUCGUCGAAGAUGAAAUCGUUGGCAGUAUACAUUUUUCCGAACAAUUCACGAACCGUUAUGGACCAGUACAUCCAACGUUUUAUCAGGGCACGUUGGAUGAUGCAUUGCGGGAAGCUUGUAAUAAGCCAGCAAGAGACCGCAAGUUACUCGCAAUUUACGUCCAUCACGAUGCAAGUGUGCUGUCCAAUGUCUUCUGCACUCAACUGCUGGGCUUUGAAAGUGUCAUGCAGCUUCUAGAAGCCAAUUUUGUGCUCUGGGGUUGGGAUGUCACAUAUGAAACAAAUCGAACAAUGUUGCACACAUCGCUUGGCAAUUCGCUUGGUCCAGGCGCGGCCGCUAACGUGAAAACUAUUCCCGCUGACCGGUUACCGGCCAUUUUUAUCAUUAUGAAAAUUCGUUCUUCUACAGAAAUUUAUAAUAUUGUCUACGGAAACGUUGGUGUUAAUGAACUUUUAUCAAGUUUGAUUGAAGCGGUAGAGGUAUUUACUCAGCACCAACGAGUGGAGAUCCGCGAAGAGGAAGAACGAGCUGAGCGAGAAUUUGUUAAGUGGGAACAGGAUAUGGCAUACAACGAAAGUUUAGAAGCAGAUCGUGCUAAAGAGAAAGCUAAAAGAGCUCAAGAAGAAGCCGAGAUCAUGGAACGUACACGCAUAGAAAACGAAAUCCAAAUGAUAAAGGAACGCAAGGAAGCGGAGCGUCGCGAAGUCGGUGCACGAUUGCCGGUUGAGCCUCCAGUUGGUACUCCAAAUAUUACGAAAAUCAGGUUUAGAUCACCUGCGGGGCAACUAGAACGGCGGUUCACAGCUGACACGCCGCUACAGACACUUUUAGAUUAUUGUGUGGUGCAAGGAUAUCCGCCAGCUGAAUAUAAAAUCAUUUCUAGCUGGCCUAGAAGAGACUUAACUUCGUUAGAUGUGAACAAGACUUUGGAAGAAUUGAAACUCUGCCCUCAAGAAACUGUGAUACUAGAGGAAAGAUAAGAACAUAAAAAUUCAAACAACUUUUUUUGUCAUUCUCUUUAAUUAUAAUAACAUAAGUGAUUGAUUUCUUGUCUCGAAAUAAUCAAGGCAUGUGUCUGUCUAUAGUUGCUUACUUCUAUUUGUAUCUUAACUACUAUCGUGUAUUUAGUACCGACUAUUUAUUUCAAUAAAUAUUUCACAUGUAA